AUGUCUUCGAACCCUUCAAAAGUUACUGUACCGCCUAUUAAUUGCAUAUUCAACUUCUUGCAGCAGCAAACACUAGUGAACUUUUGGCUCUAUGAGCAAGUACAAAUAAGAAUACGAGGCACAAUCAGUGGCUUUGACGAGUUCAUGAACGUUGUUAUUGACGAUGCGCUAGAAAUCCCUAUUGACGCCGACACAGGGUCAGAAGUAUCCGAUAAAGCUGUCAAAUUGGGUAGAAUUUUACUCAAAGGCGACAACAUCACCCUGAUCACACCUGUACUAGAGUAA
Molecule: messenger RNA, 285 nt
Organism: Lachancea nothofagi CBS 11611
Lineage: Eukaryota; Fungi; Ascomycota; Saccharomycetes; Saccharomycetales; Saccharomycetaceae
Source: the annotation of a GenBank genome assembly